Molecule: messenger RNA, 605 nt
Organism: Malaya genurostris
Lineage: Eukaryota; Metazoa; Arthropoda; Insecta; Diptera; Culicidae
Product: cuticle protein-like
Exons: 2
Coding region: 141-506 (121 amino acids)
Cellular component (GO): extracellular matrix
Source: RefSeq, a predicted model, not a curated record
ACGGGAGUUGAGUUUUUGGAAUCUAUAUCUAUAUUUGAAUUCCGCUGUGUAUAAAAACCAGCGUUUUCGAUCACUUUGGUAUAGUUCAAGUUUGCCACUUAAACCAACAACAGCACACCGUUCAGACUACUAUUCUCACCAUGUCGCUUAAAAUCGCUUUUGCCAUCUUCGUCUUGGUUGGAUUCGCUGCUGCUCAACAGUAUUACCAGGCUCACCAAGAAGAACAACACGGACCGGUUCACUACGAGUUCAACUACGAUAUUCACGACGAUCACACCGGAGAUGUGCAUGGUCGCAAGGAAGCUCGCAAGGAUGACCACACUCAGGGUGAAUACUACUUGAUCGAUGCCGAUGGUUACAAGCGCACCGUGACUUAUCAGGUCGAUGGCAAGAGUGGAUUCAUUGCCCAGGUACACCGUGAGCCGAUCAAGGGAUAUCAAGCUCCGCAACCAGUGGUCCAGAAGGUUUUGGCUGUUCCAGUGCAAAAACAAUACUAUCACCAUUAGGAAGGAUUCGUUGAAGUAUCGCGUUGUUUGUGUUAUACAGCUACUAUUUAACUAGUUCAAUUGUUGCAAAUAUAGGUCAAUUUUAUCAAAUCUAAGAAA